AUGGCCACAGGCACUACAAUCCAAGCCAGUCGGCCGUCCCUCACAUCCAACGACUCUGCAGUCCUACAAGCUCUCUUUGACGCCGAAUCAUCCCCUUCCUCGGCCGUCACAAUCGACCCAUCUCUCCCCCCCUUUCCAGAAUACCUCCACAUCUCAGCGAGCGACCACGAGUCUCUCAAAGCCCACGAGCUGAGCAUCAUCCGCAGCCUCCAAUCCGACAACGUCUCAAUGGACACCAUCAACUCCGCCAUCAGUGACCUCGACGCCCUAAUCUCCGAGCACCCGACUUACCCAUCCGCGUACGUGAACAGAGCCCAAGCCCUCCGCGUACACAUCGAAAAGACGGCAGAGACAUCGACAGACCCAGACGAAGCUAUCUUCACCCUGGGUAAUAUUGAACCAGCCUCGCGCCUCUUCUACGAUCUAGGGAAGGCGAUUUCGCUCUGCACGCCCAGGUCGCCUGCUGAUCCGGUCUCGACGGUUCAGGCGCGCAUCCUGGCGGACUCGCAUACCCAUCGUGGGUAUCUGUUGCUCAAGGCUGCGAGGUUGAAGAGGAAUGCGAACGGUAAUGAGAUGGUAGGUGGGCCGGAUAAGUUGCGGGAUCUGGGGCCCGAUCAACUGGAGGAGAUGGCGAGUAGGGAUUUCUUCUUUGGAGGGAGGUAUGGGAAUAAGGUUGCCCAGCAGUUGGCUGUGCAGACGAAUCCGUAUGCGAAGAUGUGUGGGGCGAUUGUUAAGGAGGCGCUGAGGAAGGAGGUUGAGGGGUCUAUUUGA
Molecule: messenger RNA, 771 nt
Organism: Aspergillus udagawae
Lineage: Eukaryota; Fungi; Ascomycota; Eurotiomycetes; Eurotiales; Aspergillaceae
Gene: hmgX
Product: protein hmgX
Exons: 1
Coding region: 1-771 (256 amino acids)
Biological process (GO): cilium assembly
Source: RefSeq, a predicted model, not a curated record